This is a messenger RNA of Funneliformis caledonium, 423 nucleotides long. NCBI's taxonomy places the organism in Eukaryota, Fungi, Glomeromycota, Glomeromycetes, Glomerales, Glomeraceae. The record is from the annotation of a GenBank genome assembly.
GCGAUUUAUGUUUGGGUUGGUUGUAAUGGUCUUGAUAGUGGUAAUGGUUCAGAUGCUUUUGAUUCUAGUCUUUCGUAUUCUUUGAUCAUUGAUUUGUCGACGGCAAAUGCAUUUAUUAAUGGAUAUUGGGUUCUACUUACGGGAGCUCCAUUGAUCAUGAAGUUUGAGGUGUAUUUUCUAAUUGCUAUAUCAACUAUUGCUCCUUGGACGCAAAAUGCGUAUCUUAUUUCUUGUGUUUCGGUGUUUACGUCAGUUAUGAUACUGAUCAUCCCAUCAUAUAUCUUGUGUUUGAAUUCUGUGUUAUUUAGGAACAUUAUUCUUGCGCCUAUUUGUAAUUGUAAAAUUUUUGAACUUGAUAUGAGGUAUUUUCCAUUCUUGGGUUUUUUCGAGGUUUUCAGUUGGUGUAUUAAUGGUUUGGUUUAA